Aquila chrysaetos chrysaetos is the source of this 3111-nucleotide messenger RNA. It is a transcript of the gene CD96, whose product is annotated as CD96 molecule. The transcript is spliced from 14 exons. Bases 105 to 1811 code for a protein of 568 amino acids. Lineage: Eukaryota; Metazoa; Chordata; Aves; Accipitriformes; Accipitridae. The record is from RefSeq and is a predicted model, not a curated record. Gene Ontology annotation, biological process: inflammatory response; cell-matrix adhesion.
UCUGCCUGUCUGCACAGGGCAGACCAGUUCAACUUCCUUUUCCGAGACACUGCCGAGAGCAGGCCAAGAGAGCUACGUAUUUACCAAAACUUCAUCAAGUGAAGAUGGAAAAAAGGUGGCUCUUCUCCCUCUUUUGUUUGCUCUCGGUGCCCAGCGUUGCAGGCCAGUCUGAAGACGUCAUUACACAAACAGAAGUGGUUCAGGCUUUGCCAGGUGCUGACGUGACCCUGGUGUGCAGCUUCCCAAAACCACACACUACCUACAUAAUACAGACUCAGUGGUCCAAGACCGAUGACAACCAGCUUACCAGAAUAGCUGUUUAUCACCCUCUUUAUGGCACCCACUACUUCACCUUUCCUGAGGCCUCUUACAACUUCUCAGUGUCCUUCAGCAUGAGGAAGUGCUGCGACAGGGAUGCUACAGAGGCUUUGUGUUUCCGUGAUCCAAAUGCCACGUCUGAGUGCAAUCAGUGGGCUCUGCAUCUGAAAAACGUUACCGUCUCCCUUAGCGGGCAGUAUGAGUGCAGUUUUGCCACUUACCCAUAUGGGACAAAGGCUGCAAAAAUUCAACUUAUUGUCAAGGCAGAAGAGGAGCAGCACUACGUGAAGGAAGUGCGGUUAAACCAGACUUUAGAAAUUCCAUGCGUUGAGGACACGACCUCUGAAAAUUUGUCCAAUUAUCCUUUGAAAUGGCUAGUGGGGGAAAAUGGCAGGAAAGAGGAACUUGUGAUCAAGGAGCCCUCCUGUCCUGCAGUGUACAGGAACAGCAGCAUGCUGGACAGGCAAAGAGUCCGCCUGGGUUUGAACUACACUCUAAAGAUUUUCCCCACCAAAAUCACAGAUGAUGGCAAGGUAUUUUUCUGCCACGUGGCGUACCACCCGGAGAGAGUCCAGAAGAGCAGCACCACCGUGAGAGUAUUCGCCUACCCGGAGAUCUCUGUUAGGCUGCAGGAGGGCUCAGCUGGCACCGCGCAGAAGCCUAACGUGAGCUGCGUCGUGAGGAAGGUGUUUCCCAAGCCAAGCCUCGUGUGGUACGUGGACAGAGCGAGCCUGACGGAGCAGCCCAGAGAAAUUGCUGUUGAACAAGAAGACUUGCAAGACAGUGAAGGUUUCUAUCAGCUGAGAUCAACACUGGUGUUGCAAGGGACCCAGCAGACACAUAAGAUAUUCUCGUGUGCAUGUCUAUUUUCCUUCCUCGGGAAUGAAACAUGGAAUAUUUCAUCAGAAGAAAUAUUUGUUUCCUUCGACAAUAAGUCUAAUGAAACCUCAUCCAAAGCUUUUACCACCAUGGCUUCAGAAGACCUUGGAAAUUCAGCACUUCCAUCAGCUGUUGUGACUACCUCAGAGCACCAGUCAACAUCUUUGGCCUCUUUGGAUUUCACAAGUCGAGCAAGCUUGGCUUCUGCUUCCAUGACACAAGCAGGAGCACUGAUUUCUACUGCAGAGACAAAAAGCUAUACCAGCGCCACAGCAUUCAGUGAGAGUUUGACAACCGCACAUUUGAACGAUUCCACCACCGAAUCCCUGCAAAGCCUCAGGAAUGCCACGCGCUCCUCUGAGAAUACAACUCUGGCGCAUCGUGGUAUGAGGAACACGAAAGACAGUCGCUUCCCCUGGCCAACAGUGGUAGCCGUCCUGCUCCUCUUCUGCAGUUUUCUAAUAGCUUUAGGCAUCAGGAAAUGGUGUCAGUACCAGAAAGAGAUUAUGAACAGACCUCCAUCUUUCAAGCCACCGCCACCUCCGAUAAAGUACACCUCCAUGGUGGAGUCUGAUGGGACUCCCCCAUCCUGCCAUGAACUGGAAAACCUGUAACGUCCCCUACGCCCCUGGUGUAGUGCUCAGAAGACUGACACAGUUAAAAGGCUCUGUCUUUAAAACAGUGAUUACAGGAGUUUGGUGUUAAUGACCCAUAUUAAAAUUCAGAGUGCCUAAAUGACAUUAAUGUUGGAAGCUGAGCACUCCUGAGGACGCUUACUUCAUCCCGUCUAUCUCUAUGUAUGCAUUACGUUAACACCCCUGUGAGUGUCACCAUGAGAUUACAUGUGCUUAAUUUGAAUUGGGUGAUCAACUGGGAAUUUGCUGUCUUGUUAAUGGGAACAGAUUAACACAUCACUCCGCCAGCCUGCCUGAAGAGCGUUGAAGCUUUUUGUUUUACUAAGUGUAUGGAGACGACAGCUCUGCCAUAUGGACACCACGAUUACACUGGAAACAUUGGCUUAACACAAGCUUUUUGAUACCUACGUGAGCCAUUCUUACAAUUAUUAUUUUUACUGUACAGAUAUUGACUACUAUGACCCAAUAUAUAAUUUCCUAUCCCUGUGAAACCAAACAAAAAGUAGUCAACUCCUUACACGGAAAGAAAAUAGUCCACAUCUGUCGUUACAGGUCUGCAGCACAGGAUUGCGGGGAGGGGUUGGUGAGAUGAAAGGGCACAGUGCAGACCUGCUGGGAGUGUUCACGAAGAAGACUCGGUCGCCAUCGGUGAAGUCACAAGAAAAAGUCAACUUUGGGCUCAUAUACAAGCCACCUGUGGACCAGAGACUUAAGGACUGAAGUGAAUAAGAACCCUAAAGACAGUGGAAAAUGCCAGUCCUUUUGGAAGUGCUGUGCCUUUGAAACAAUGAUUACUCUCGAGUCUGCUUUUCUGAAAUUAUACUGAUGGUACACAUGAUGAAAGAAAGGAAUAUAAUCAUUUUAUUCUCCUUGGGUCUUAAUGAGCUUCUGGCAUUUGCUAUCUUCACAUUUUUCAAAACCUCCGGGGUAGUUUCCCAGGUGGCUUAAGCCCAUGGAUGGGACAGUCCAGUCUUACCACCACCCUGCCCAGGCUGCACAUUUCCUUGCAUUGACACUACUGAUUAAAUGAGCGUGCCGAGGGUGGGAUCAGCUCAGCCCGCCGCACAGUUCUCAGCCAGGUCAGCAGCUGUGUGAUCACUAAUGCAAGGCACAAGAGCUGCAGCAGCAGCAGCACUGCUUUUGGCAGCAGUGGUCUUACUUUACCUUCAGCCAGCCAAGAAACUGUCCCUCCAAGCUUGUUUGAAAAUGUAUUGUUACCACAAUGGCUUUUCUGUAAUUAAUGCAAAUCAACUAAAAUUCAAUCAGGUCAAGCUUAAAA